Molecule: messenger RNA, 1422 nt
Organism: Fusarium venenatum
Lineage: Eukaryota; Fungi; Ascomycota; Sordariomycetes; Hypocreales; Nectriaceae
Product: cyclin-like protein
Biological process (GO): regulation of cyclin-dependent protein serine/threonine kinase activity; mitotic cell cycle phase transition
Cellular component (GO): cyclin-dependent protein kinase holoenzyme complex; nucleus; cytoplasm
Molecular function (GO): cyclin-dependent protein serine/threonine kinase regulator activity
Source: RefSeq, a predicted model, not a curated record
AUGCCUACAGCUCGGGCUACUCGCACGCGCAACGAGAACGACGAGAAUAGCGGCACGACGCGUCUCACAAGAGCCCAGGCUGCUGCUCUCAAGGUUGACGAGCUAUCAAUGCCUACUAAAGCUGCUCUGCAAACGAAGAAGUCCACAGUUAACGGUACUACCGCUGCGAACACGCGGAAACGCGCUGCAUUGGGCGAUGUCAGCAAUGUUGGAAAGGCUGAUGGUGUUACUGGAAAGAAGGCAAAGGGAUUGGUCUCAAAGGCUGCUCAGCCCACCGGUAUAGAGAAGAAGACCGCGCGACCCACAAGACCUGCUCUCAGUUCCCAGACUACGAACUCCAAGCCUACUCAGUCCGGAUCUGGCACAAUCAACAACAAGCGAAAGGUCCUCGCAGACACCAAACCAAAGGCCGUUGUCAAGAAAAAUGAGCCAUCAUCCAAGGAGCCUGAACUGACUGAAGAGAAUGAGCGGUCAGAGACGCCCGAAGAGACUGAGGUUGAAAAACCUGAAGUCUCUGUUGAGAAGACCGAAGUCCAGGACGCGCCUUUCAAGUACCCACCCGGUGUCAACAACUUGGACGACGAGGAUCUUGAGGAUCCUCUCAUGGUUGCCGAAUACGCCAACGAUAUCUUCGAAUACCUCCGCGACCUUGAGUGCAAGUCGAUUCCCAACCCUCAAUAUAUGUCUCACCAAGACGACCUCGAGUGGAAGACGCGUGGUAUCCUGGUUGACUGGCUGAUUGAAGUGCACACGCGUUUCCAUCUGCUUCCCGAAACUCUCUUCCUUGCCAUUAACAUUAUCGAUCGAUUCUUGUCGGAGAAGGUUGUUCAGCUUGACCGUUUCCAGCUCGUGGGUAUCACUGCUAUGUUCAUCGCGUCCAAGUACGAAGAGGUCCUCUCUCCUCAUGUCGAGAACUUCAAGCGUAUUGCCGAUGAUGGUUUCAGUGAGGCUGAGAUUCUCAGCGCUGAGCGAUUUGUCCUCAGCACACUCAACUAUGAUCUAAGCUACCCCAACCCCAUGAACUUCCUCCGCCGAGUCUCCAAGGCCGACAAUUAUGACAUCCAGUCUCGUACCAUCGGAAAGUACUUGAUGGAGAUUAGCCUCUUGGACCAUCGAUUUAUGGCCUACAGACCGAGUCACGUCGCUGCUGGUGCCAUGUACUUGGCGCGACUAAUGCUUGACCGCGGUGAAUGGGAUGCCACCCUAUCUUACUAUGCGGGUUACACUGAAGAUGAGGUCGAGCCCGUCGUCCACCUCAUGGUCGACUACCUUGCUCGCCCUGUUGCGCAUGAGGCAUUUGACAAGAAGUAUGCUGCCAAGAAGUUUUUGAGGGCCUCACUCCUCGCUCGCCAAUGGGCCAAGAAGAAUGCUGUUCUUUUCGGCAUUACCGAUGUUGAACUGAGUCUUGACCAAAUAUCAUAG